Monopterus albus (swamp eel) is the source of this 3075-nucleotide messenger RNA. It is a transcript of the gene gpat2, whose product is annotated as glycerol-3-phosphate acyltransferase 2, mitochondrial. Gene Ontology annotation, biological process: fatty acid metabolic process; piRNA processing; triglyceride biosynthetic process. Gene Ontology annotation, cellular component: mitochondrial membrane. Gene Ontology annotation, molecular function: glycerol-3-phosphate O-acyltransferase activity. The coding region runs from base 265 to 2679 and encodes 804 amino acids. Lineage: Eukaryota; Metazoa; Chordata; Actinopteri; Synbranchiformes; Synbranchidae. The record is from RefSeq and is a predicted model, not a curated record. The transcript has 25 exons.
GUAAUCCACCAAUUCGUCUUUUAUAACCGACCAUAAACUUCGUGCAGAAGAAGAAGCGACAGAAUCCUGGGAACAUAUAAAAGAUUAAUAAAACACUUUUUAAGGUGCAGAGGAGUGAACAUUUUGCUGUGGUGUUAAGAAGAGCCUUCGGAAAUUUGCAAAAACUGCGAUGGUGCUGAAUGUCUACACAGCAGUCUUCAACAGACAAACUCAGCUGCUGCUUCAGAAUAAGAUUUCUGAGUAAAGGUCUGCAGGAGACUCACCAUGGUGCAGGAAAAGAGCAACGGGAUAAACAAAGACAUGGCACUCCUGCCAGUUCAACAGAAUACACCUGCUUUGUCAUGGGAUUUGAAGAUCAAGAAAAAGCUCAAGACUGUGCCUCUCUGUCUUGGCAAGUUGAGGCCAGUUGUGGGCCAGCGCUGCCACCAGUGCACCCCUGACAGUCUGUGCAAGAAAUUUGAAAAGAACUAUUCCCUUGGCUUCCACAACCUGCUGAGUGUUAAUGAGACAGACACCAGGUAUCGAGGCUGGCUGGCACGCAGGAUGUGCUGCGCACUGUUUGUGAGUGGGUGCAAGGUUUACGUGAGUCCAGUUAACAACAGACUGGACAGAAUCUGUCAGAGCAACAGAGUGGAGGCGGCACUCAGAGCAGAACAUGAAACACCUGAGGGGGGAGAUGGCCAAAGGAAGCUUAACUGCCUCUCACCAUUCUUCCCCCUUAUUAACACUUGGAUCUCCCCUGGCCUCUUACGAUUCGUGGGCUGGGUGAUGCUUAAGAUGCUUCCUUCCGUAUUUGGCAGUAUUCAGGUUAACCUCAACCAUAUGGUGGCUUUGCAAAGAGCUUCACAAGAGGGAUCUCUGCUGGUGUAUGUGUAUGUGCGUCAGAGCAUCAUGGACUGUGCUCUUAUCCCUUUGGUGCUCUUCUGUCAAAACCUGAGAGUCCCAUACACUCUUUGUCCCCUCCAGAUUAACAGUUCCUUCCUAAGAUCAAUCCUGCAAAAAGUAGGUGUGGUCCUUCUACCACCUUCAGCACUGACUGAGCAGGAUGCUGAGACAGACAGACUGUAUGCACCUGUCAUGACCUCUCUGGUACGUGAGCUGCUGCAUGAGGGCCAGGCGAUAAGCGUUGGUGUGUCUGCGAAGUCUGGCCAAGGUGGGCAGUGGCUGGCUCACAUCAGACAGCUCAUUAAAGAAGGAUCUGUCCCUGAUGUUAGUCUGGUCCCUGUGGGCAUCUCCUACGACAGUCUUCCCACGACCAACAUACAGGUUGGCCUGAAGCCUGUGUUGCAGUGGCUAUGGUCUCUUCUCUGGAGAAGACCAGGAGGAAUUGUGAGGAUCCACUUCGCAGAGCCCUUUUCUUUCAAGGAGAUGUGUGAGUCAUGGAGAAACAGAGUAGAUGAAUGGCUCCCUCUACAGGACCUGUUGCUGCCUGUUAUUCUCAACAACAGUACUGACACUGUGCUUGGGCAGAGGAGGAUGUCGUGGCUCCUGCCUCCUCAUUAUGCAUCUGAACUUGAGCCAUCUGACCCAGAGAGAGACCUCAGCACCGUCAUCAUCCUCCACCACAUCUUUUCUGCAACCUCCUGCACAGCUGUGAUGUCCACCAGUCUGGUGUCCAGUCUUUUGCUGUACAGACACCGCAAGGGUGUGAGUCUAUCUGCCCUGUGUCGUGAUGUGGUUUGGCUCACGGAGGAAGUCUUGUUGAAGAACAAGGACGUCGGCUUUGGGGGAAGUUUAGCGGAGGUUGUCCAUCAUUCCCUCUCUCUGCUCACCCCUCACCUCAUCAUUGCUGCAGUGCCGUCUAGAAAAGACCCAUUUAUUAUACCCCGCCCUUCUCUUGCCGCCUCACUUCACCUCAACCUUCAGGCCCACAUUGUCAGACACACUUUUAUCUUGGAAGCUGUUGGUGCGUGUGCAGUGUCCGCCAUGCUGUGUGAGGUUGCUAUCAGUGGCAUCAGCAGCAGGGUGAGGAGUGACGGCGUGGAUGGGGACAGAGUCAGAGGUGACAUGGAGUUUGAUGUGGUGCUGUGCCAGUCUGAGCUGACUGAGAGAGCCCUGCAGCUCUGCCAUCUCCUUCCCCCAGGCUUCAUGCCACCCUGUCAGUCAUCCCAUAGUUUUGCUCUGGAUGCCAUUGACAGUCUGGUGCGCUGUGGGAUCCUGGUCAUGGAAGAAAUUCCCAGGGGUGUUCCUGUCUGUGACUUCUGGAAGAAGGAGGGUGCUCUGAGCUGGACCACCUCUGAUGACCCUUAUCACAGUGACUCCGACUGUGGGGAGGAGGAGCUGCAUUCAUACAGGCUGUCCCAGCCAAGACAGUGUCCAGAGAUGCUGUUUUUCUUCUGCAGUAUGCUAGCUGGACACCUGAGGACUCUGUGCUGGACUGUCAAGGGCCUGGACCUCAUAAACACACCGCUGCCAGUUUCAUGUUUUCCUGCUGCAGAUGUAGACUUUGUAACUCAGAUGCAUGCCCAUCUGUGUGACACAGCAAGAAAGAAGAAACAGCACUAUGAGAGCUGCUCAGAGGAGGCUGUACACACUGCAGUUAGAACACUAAUAGACCUGGGGGUCCUUUCAGAGCAGCACCAGAAGGAAGGCGUCUUCCUGGGAGUCAGUCUUUUGUUCCAGUUGUCAGAAAACAGGCAGAAACUCCACUGCUUCAUCUCGCAGUACAUCUACAAUUAAUGUGUUUAACGGAGCAGCAUGACUCAGUGCCUUGACAUAGUUCUUUUUUGUUGUUGUCAAAUGUGACCUCAUCCUCUUCGUUUCAGAGAAAUUGUGUACAAAAAGAUGCAUGCUGAGUCGGGACGUUGGUGCAUUUAGGUUAAUUAUGUCUUGAUUUUUCAGUGAUGAGAAAUUUAAGUUUGUCUUUGGUAAUAGCAUUAGCAUAAAGCUGCAGGAGAUGAGGAUUAUGAAGUCUCUAAUCAGUUGUGAGGACUCACUGGAAGAUGCUGCUGUUCAUGUUUCAGCCAUGUCUGUUGUAAUGAAGGCUGUGGAAGUUUAAUUUACUGCAUGUUAAAAUGUUUUAGUUCAACUUUUUUCUAAGUAAAUGUUCAUAUUGACAAUAAAUGUUCGUAUUUC